Messenger RNA from Python bivittatus (Burmese python), 3290 nucleotides. The record is from RefSeq and is a predicted model, not a curated record. Lineage: Eukaryota; Metazoa; Chordata; Lepidosauria; Squamata; Pythonidae.
ACUUCGGGCGGGAGUCUGGUGAGGAAGAGAUUGGGAGCGGUCCCGAUGCCGCCUGCUAAAAGAGCUUUGAAGCUGGAAAAGCUUAUCACAGAAAAAGUGCCAGCAACAUCAUCACUAAAAGGAAAGAAAAAUGGCAUUUCUUUUUCACCAAUAACAGGAACACGUCUAAUCAGUCCAUUUUCAAGUCCCAGGAGUAAUCAUGUAGAAGAGCAGAGAAAUGGCCUAUCAAAUGAAAAUAGAGAGCCUUCCAAAAACCUGCCAAUCCAAUCACAUAGAAAGGAGCAACAUCAAAUGGAAAACAAUGACAAACUCUUGAUACUGCAGUCUGAAGUUGAACAUUCCCUAGAGAGAUUCUUGAAGAUCCGAAAAAACCUAGUCAAUCUGCAGGCUUUAGAGGGCACCAGAGAGCUGGACAAUAUUCUAGGCAUUUCAGACAAGUCUGGUAACUUAAAAAGUGAAGUGAGAAAAACCAGGAAACUGAUUGAGCAAGUCAGAAAAAGAAAGCUGCAAAAAUGGAAUGCUGUAAGACUUUCUGCCCAAGGUUAUUGCCUGGAAUUCUCUGGUGGCCUCCCAUUCAGAUACUCCCCAGGCCUGACCCUGCUUGACUUCCCAGUCCAGCCAAGGUCAGCCAGGUGCUGCAUCAGCUGAGAAGUUUGGAAUGCAGACUACAGGUCAUAGCAAGCAGUUGCCUGAUAAACUGUUAUCUUCUCCAUUUAAAAAGUAUAUUCUGAGCUUGCUGUGUAAGGGAUUCAAAAUAACAUUGGCUGGAAAUAAUGGAAGUUGUAGUCCAGCACAUCUGGCUCAUGGAAAACUGGCUCAUGGUAAAUCACUGUGUAACUUAGUAAGACAUUUUAUAAAUUUAGCCAAAAUAAGAGGGGUUUGAUGUUCUUGUUUAAUGACCUUUCAGCAUUUUAUGCCUGUCUGUCAAAGAUGGGUUUUUUUACACUUGCAAAUCAAACUUGAUUACCUAUAAAAUAAUACCAUUCACUGUGGCAUUAUCUUUGUUACAAUAUUUUUCUUAAUACUUUUACAAUUUUAAUACAUUCUUAGAGUCCAAUCCUAUGCAUAUAUCCUCAAAAGCAAUCCCUAGUAUAUUCAGUAUGGCUAAUACUGUGGUUUAUUUCUCAGAAAUACAUUCCAAUAGCACGCUGUAAGACAGAAACUUUGCAUUGCAAUCCCAUACAUGUCUACUCAGAGGUAAACUCCUUGGAGUUCAAUAGGCUCUCAGAAAAGUGAGUGUACAAUAUUGUGGUCUUACUUCCCUUUGAAGACUGAACCACUCUUGAAACUAUUUUGUAAAGAAACUAAGUUUGGGCUGUAUUGAUUUUCGUGUGGCAUUUUUUGCUUUACCUGAUAUUUUAAUCUGUCUAGCAGAGAAAUGCUACUUAGUAGGAAGAAAAAUGGUUAGUACUUCAUUAUUCUUUUGACCUCUGAAUACUGUAGGAUAAUGCUUUUUUCAUUGUAUAAAAAAUGAUUGUCUUAAUCUUUAGCAUAGCAGUAGUUGAGAUGUUAAUUUUAAAAUACAGCUUUCAGGGUAUGUAGCAUCAUAGAUUACAGUAAUGUUAGCUAUUUUGAAAGCAAACUAUGUUUCAAUAAUGUUCUAUACUUUGUAGAUUAAAUGUUAUUCAUCUGGUUGGCUGUGAUACACAUUUACAUAAGAUAUAUAACUGAGUGUCUUCAGAUAUAUUCAAAACCAACUAGACAAAUACUCCCAAACAUACACUGACUUAUCAAGUUGCAUUCCUUAUAGGCAAGCCUUCCAGCAUUGCAUCAUGAACCUGGAUCCAACUGUUGUACGUUCUCAUUUGUUGUAAUUUUUUUUCUUUCAGUGAGCUUUACAAUAACACAGAAAUAUGAAUAUCAAGUGAAAUGAAAAUUUAAAUUAUAAAUUUUUAUCAGUACAGUGUACAUGACUACAAACGCUCCAAAAGAAUACCAGUUUCUUUUCUUUCAGACAUGUAAUGGUUAUUUAAAAUAAAACAGGGUGUGGGAAGGCACACUGGAGGCGAUUAAUAGCAAUUACAUUUAAAGAGGUGUAAAUAACUUGCUAUCCAGACAUUAUAAAUAUCCAGGUGCUCUCUAUGUGCUGAUGACAACAAAAUUGAAAAGAAAGUCGGUAAUAAUUCUGACUGGUUUUCUCUGCAGAAGAUAUUGAUUAUUUGUGUGUGGUGAGAGAUUUGGAAAAUUCAAUUAAAGGAGUUGUGCAAAGGUUUCAUAAAUUUUCCUUGUACAGCGUGUACACAGACAAUGUUGCGUAUUAAAUCAAUGCAGCACUUCACAAUAUAUUUUCUUUGAAACAUAAAAAUAAAUAACAUUUAAACAGUUCUGCUUACUACAGAAACAAGUUUUAUUUUCUGUGAAGCAUUUAGUCAUGUGCUAUCACUGACUCAUACACAUUUGCCAGCUGUAACAAAUUUUAUAGACAUUUUCUCCAGAGACAUAGUUCAUGUACUAUGAAUUUUUAAAUGAGCAAAUGGUGAAGAGGAGAUGUCAGCAAUAUAAAAAUUGAUCAGUUAAAAGAUAAAAGCAUAAGUAAAGAGAUUUGUAUGGUAGUCUUAAUAGGUUUUAUUAAAUAAAAAUACUAUAAAAGAACCAUAAUGAAUAGACUAAAGAUUUUAAGUGUGCUUGAGGGUUAUGGAGAAAAAUUAUUCUGGCACAUUUAAGAAAAGAGGUUUUAUAUCAGCAGACAAGUGACCAUUUUCCUGUAUCCCUCUUCACUAUCCACUUUGGAGUUGCGUGUGGCUUAAAAUGCUCAAACUUUGCAUGUGCUUGCAAAAAACAAAGCAAAAAUCCAGAGUAAACUUUCAGAGAGUUUUGGUCUCUUGUGAUAUGGAUGAGAUUCUUAUUGACUUCACCCAAUAGAUACAAUUACCACUUGAAGUUGAAUGUCCCGUAUUAUCUUUGAGAAGGUAAUAUCUUCCCACUAUUUACCUUCUUGUGAGACAAAAAAAUGGUGACUAUAAUAAAAACAUGACAAAAUGACUAAUACAGAGUAAAUGGAAUGGAUUAGGUUUGGGAGUGUUUUGGGCUUUUUUUUUUUUUAGGUUUUUAACCUUUUUUCAAGGUUAUGGGACACCAGUAAUCCUAAAAAAGUAAAUAUCUAUUCUGGCCACUGCUGUUCAGAUGAAAAAUCUUCAGCCUUUACAUUUAUUUGAAUUUAAUUGUAAGUUAUAUUCUAUAGUGGCCCAUUGGAAUCAGUAAAUAAGUGGGAAGAACUGCAACCUAGAUUGUGCUGUAUUUUGUGUCUUAAGUGUGUUAAAACACCAUGUUAAGCAUAAGUUUUUCUUGUU